Paramisgurnus dabryanus is the source of this 2522-nucleotide messenger RNA. It is a transcript of the gene sbk3, whose product is annotated as SH3 domain binding kinase family, member 3. Gene Ontology annotation, biological process: protein phosphorylation. NCBI's taxonomy places the organism in Eukaryota, Metazoa, Chordata, Actinopteri, Cypriniformes, Cobitidae. The record is from RefSeq and is a predicted model, not a curated record. Gene Ontology annotation, molecular function: ATP binding; protein serine/threonine kinase activity.
UGAGUGGGGGUCAUUAGACUCAUUAGGAAUCGUGGGAGAGAGAGAGCAAAGAUAUAAUAACACAUUCAGUAGUUCAGUAAGUAAUACCCACAGGCUGGCACUUUAAUACAUCUGAUUAACUGCUGCAGAUUGUUGAUCUCAUUUUUAAGUUGAUAACAAGCAACAGAAAAACUCAGUCCUGCUCAGUGUUUUAUAAAUGGGAAAGAGAGAGUGAGUGAGAGAGACUGCCUAAGAGACAUUUCAACGUUGGACAAUGACUACUGCAGCUGAAGAACUGGAUGAGCUGUGCUACCUCACAGCUCAGUCUGUGACAUCCCUGGUGACAUCAGAUCACUUCAAAGUCAUCAAAAAGCUAGGUCAAGGGUCAUACGGCAAAGUGAUGCUGGCCUUGCAUAAGAAAAGAGGAACUCCAAUGGCUUUGAAGUUCUUCCCUCGGAAAACCACAAGUCUUCAAGCUUUCCUGCGUGAAUACAACCUUUCGCUCUCUUUUUGCACACAUCCCUCUCUGACGCGGGCUGUAGGAAUCUUCUACUCCACACCUGUUCACUACGUCUUCGCCCAGGAGGCUGGUCUAUAUGGUGACCUGUAUAAUAUCAUCGUAUCUGAGGAGGGGGUGAGCGAGGAGUGCACCCAGCGUGUGAUGUCUCAGUUGAGUGGUGCUGUGUCACAUCUUCACUCUCUUGGCUUUGUGCACCGCGACAUAAAACCAGAGAACGUUUUCCUGUGUGACCGAUUUUGUCGCUGGGUCAAACUGGGUGAUUUUGGCCUGACGAGGGCGCAGGGGACCGAGGUCCGUGCCGUGUGGUACAACUCUCCUUUCUGCGUGCCUGAAGUGGAGCAUGCCAAAUCGAUUAGUGAGGCAAAGGAGGAAGAUGAGCAAGAAGAUAUCUGGAUGUCAAUAGAGCCCAGUUUGGAUAGUUGGGCUUUGGGCAUCCUUAUAUUCUGCCUGCUGACUGGCUGCUUCCCAUGGGAAGAGAGCACUUCAGAUGACCCUUCCUACUGCAUGUACAGAGACUGGUUCAACCAAACCAAAGAAAGAGAAGAGGGUUACCAAAAUAACAAUAAUAUCACGGGUGAGAAGGCAGAACUAGAGAUGCCUCCACAGUUUGACUAUUUAAGCUCACUGGUCCUCACCCUGCUAAGACACCUGCUGCACCCGCUGCCCUCGCUCCGAGCUGGGCCUGAGGAGAUCCUGUGUUAUCUUGGGGGACCUUGGUUACUGAAAACAGAGAAAGAGGAGAUGAGGAGAGAAAUGGAGGCGCAAGAGGAGGCCAAGAAGAUACAAGAGAGAACAGGAGUGGAAAAACAAAAGGAAUUGUUGGGAAGGAGGGAGAGAUAAAGUUUAUAUACAAGAUUAUUAUAAACAAAUGUACUAUAUAUAUUCAAGAAUAUUUUUAUAUAGUGUUUAUAUUUUUUAAUAAUGUAGAAUAGUUUUGUUACUUACACUGGUAUAUUUUAAAUAGACAUGAAAAAAUAGUUGGAUUUAUAAGUCAGAUAUGUGCACUUAGAUGUGAAUGAAUGUCACAUCAUACAGUCGCCCCAAGAAGCAUACAGACACACUUCAUUAUAUUGUAUAUCACACUUUAAAAGGUCCUAAUAUGUACGAUUUAUGUACAGAUAUGUAUACAUUACAUACCAGCAUGUUCCUCUGAGGUACUUUAUGAACUCUUUAGGUGCUCUUUAGGUGUACUCCAGCGACAGCUAGUGACCAUUUUUUGGCCAUUUUUUUCUGAAAGUGCACUUUAUGAUUUGUGUGCUUUUUAGUUUGAUGAAUGUGAUUUAGGGGCGGUCUCCCGGACAGGGAUUAGACUAGUCGUAGACUAAAGUAAAUGUAAGAGCUGUUCAAACUGAAAACAAUUUGCAGUGCCCUAUUGCAAGUAAUGUUUUUAGUUAUAUUUCCUAAUUAAAACUAAAGCCUAGUCCUGGUUUUUAGCUAAUCCCCGGACAGGGAUUAGUUUAGGCCAGGACUAGGCCUUAGUUUAAUUUUAACAAACAUGCCUUACUAAAAAAAUUACUGGGCACUAGUGUAUUUUAAGAUAUGUCAGUGCAAGUUGUUUUCAGUUUGGACAGUUCUUACAUUUAUUUUAGUCUACGACUAGUCUAAUCCCUGUCUGGGAAAUCGCCCCUUAACGUUUUUCUUAUAUUAGGCUCAUAAUAAUUAGCCAUUGAAGCUAAUCUAUGGUGCAAUGGUAGCCUAUAUAUUUUCUAAAUAUAUAUAGGCAAAAAGGUGCAAUAGGAGGUGUAGAUACCUAUGAGGUGGGUGCACAGGAUUACCCUGUAUUUACCUCAAACAUAUUGUUUUUGAUGUACAUAAAAUACACAUGUUUUUAUAUGUCACAAUAAACUUGUUUUGAUCACCUUUACACUUGACCCUGUGAAGCAAUAUGUACUAGUUGAAACACAAUUCAAGUCCACAAAUGUCCUCGUGUUCGCACAUCAACAUUGGUUGACUCUUCCAGCCGUCUGCAUCAGACACUUCACACCGUCUGCACAUAUCUGCAGACUUGUUGAAAUACAGUCCC